AAUCAUUUAAUUAUUUUUAAUAUUUGGUUGAAGUAUUAAGAAACUUAUAAAUAGCAAUUUUGACUAUUACACUUAAACCUUUGUCAUUAUAUUCUGCUUGCUAUUCGUCGUUUUUACUUUGGAAUAUUUCCAUAUUCUUCCAUUAUUUUAACAGGAACUGUUUUUAUUUAAUUUUUAAUUUUUAAUUUUUGUUAAUUUGUAUUAACCAUGGUUAGUUCCGUUGUUUCUAACCCGAAUGAACGCCUUGUUAAUAACAGGGUCGAGAAUGAUUUGGAGUCGUCUGAUGAUACUUUAUCUACUCAGGCCAAGCCUGUUUCUCGUUUAUUGACUAGGAAACUCCUUUUGGGUGUUGUCGUUUUAUUCUUUUUGGCUGGCGUUUCCGUCGUUUCUUACUUUCUCUUUAGUAAAUACAAGAUGUUAAAUAAGUUUAAGAGGGAGUUGGAUGACCACUUGACUAAGGAUUUUCCGAACCUAGAAAGGUCUAAACGUGACACUUGUUUCGACGAGUUGACUAGACUCUUUGGUGACGGUUUCCUAUCUGACGAUCCUAAACUUGAAUACGAGGUUUACCGUGAAUUUGAAGAAUUUAACUCCAAAUACAACAGACGUCAUGCCACUCAGCAGGAGCGUCUCAACAGACUCGUCACUUUCCGCUCUAACUAUCUCGAGGUUAAAGAACAAAAGGGUGAUGAACCAUAUGUCAAGGGUAUCAACAGAUUCAGUGACCUCACUGAAAGAGAAUUCUACAAAAUGUUCCCGGUUAACGAAUUUUCUUAUUCCGAUUUACCUUACAAGGAUCAUAUAUUAGAUAACGUUUCUAAUCCUACAUAUUUAAAAAAUUUAAAGAAGGCUCUAAAUACAGUUGAGGACGUUGACCCUAGAAAUCUAACGGGAGAAAAUCUUGAUUGGAGAAGGGCUGACGGAGUUACUAAAGUCAAGGACCAAGUUAUGGACGAAUGUUAUUCAUGCUGGGCAUUUUCUACUGUGGCCUCAGUUGAAAGUUUAUAUAGAAUUUACAGGGAUGAAACUGUUGAUUUGAGUGAGCAGGAGUUGGUCGAUUGUGACAAAUUAAGCGGUGGUUGUUUCACAGGUUCACCUUUUACUGCUAUGGAAUACGUCUGCUCCAAAGGCUUAUCAUCCUCGAGAGAUGUUCCAUAUAGAGCUAAAGUUGGAAAGUGCAGUUAUGGAAAAUAUAAAAAGAAAUUUGUAAAUACAUACUUUGUAGCAAGUGGACUGGAUAUUUUAAAUAAAUCACUUGUGGUUUCACCAACAGUUGUUCCAAUUAAUUUAUCACGUGAAUUUUUAACAUACCAAAGUGGUGUUUAUAAUGGAAGCUGUGGACACUACCCAAAUCAUGUAGUCGUGUUGGUAGGUGAAGGAUUCGAUGAAAAAACAGGUCUUAGGUACUGGGUUCUCAAGAACUCUUGGGGUCCAGAUUGGGGAGAAAACGGCUUCCUGAGAUUGGCGCGUCCUAAGGGCAUGGAUAACAAGUGUGGAGUACUGUCAGUGGGUUUAACGCCAGUGUUAUACUCAUCCUAGAAUAAUUGUACUAUACUUGUCUAUAA
Molecule: messenger RNA, 1565 nt
Organism: Theileria parva strain Muguga
Lineage: Eukaryota; Apicomplexa; Aconoidasida; Piroplasmida; Theileriidae
Product: Papain family cysteine protease family protein
Exons: 2
Coding region: 208-1539 (443 amino acids)
Cellular component (GO): lysosome
Molecular function (GO): cysteine-type endopeptidase activity
Source: RefSeq, a predicted model, not a curated record